UCCUAGGCGCACAAAAGGCCGCGCUGCACUCCAGCUCGAACCGAAACUCGGCAUGGGCCGCCGCCGUCCAGGUGGCCUCCAACAUGGUGGGCAACGUUGCGAAGCGAGCGGCCAAGGACGGCAUGGCGAUUGACCCUCUGCGAACCGUCGCAAAGGAGAUGAAGUUCCUGACGGGCAACAUCCGCAAGCUGCUGGGAUCGGGUCACCCCGCCCUCGACCGAGUCGCAAAGUACUAUACGCAAGCCGAGGGCAAGCAUGUGCGGCCGCUCAUCGUCCUGCUCAUGUCGCGGGCCACUCAUCUGUGCCCCAAGAGCCCUCUCGAUGCCGUCCCCGAGACAUCAAGGGGAAUCGAUGCGUCAAUAUCCCCGAUGAAGAUCCUCAGCGACGUCAACCCAAUGUCGAACACAACAUCGUACGAGAGCGAAUUGGCCGAGUCGGCAAACCUCGACAUCCUGCCGAGCCAGAGACGGCUCGCCGAAAUCACGGAGCUGAUCCACACGGCAUCUCUGCUGCACGACGACGUUAUCGACCACUCUGUUUCAAGGCGCGGUGCGCCGUCGGCCAACCUGGAGUUUGGCAACAAGAUGGCCGUGCUGGCGGGCGAUUUCCUCUUGGGCAGGGCCUCUGUUGCGCUGGCGCGGCUACGCAACGCCGAGGUUGUGGAGCUGUUGGCUACUGUCAUUGCCAAUCUGGUUGAGGGCGAGUUCAUGCAGCUCAAGAACACGGAGCGCGAUGAGCGCAGCCCCAAGUGGUCGGAGGAGACGCUGAGCUACUACCUGCAAAAGACAUAUCUCAAGACUGCCAGUCUCAUUUCCAAGUCUUGCCGAGCAGCGGCGCUUCUGGGCAACGCUGACCAGCACACCGUUGAGGCCGCAUAUUCGUAUGGACGCAACUUGGGCCUGGCUUUCCAGCUUGUGGACGAUAUGCUGGACUACACUCGGUCUGGCAAGGACCUGGGUAAGCCUAGCGGAGCGGAUCUGGAGCUGGGUCUGGCGACGGCGCCGCUGCUGUUUGCCUGGAAGCAGAUGCCGGAGCUUGGAGCUCUCGUUGGGCGCAAGUUUGCCCAAGAGGGUGAUGUUGAAAGGGCUCGCCAAUUGGUUCUCCAGAGCGACGGCAUCGAGCAAACCCGAGCUCUCGCCUACGACUACUCUGAGAAGGCGAUUGCUGCCAUUGCCGACUUCCCUGACAGCGAGGCCAAGGAUGGGCUGAUUGAAAUGGCUCACAAGACGAUUCAGCGCCAAAAGUAACCGGUUGUUGGAG
This is a messenger RNA of Trichoderma atroviride IMI 206040, 1260 nucleotides long. RefSeq lists its product as uncharacterized. The record is from RefSeq and is a predicted model, not a curated record. Gene Ontology annotation, biological process: ubiquinone biosynthetic process; isoprenoid biosynthetic process. Gene Ontology annotation, molecular function: prenyltransferase activity. Lineage: Eukaryota; Fungi; Ascomycota; Sordariomycetes; Hypocreales; Hypocreaceae. Gene Ontology annotation, cellular component: transferase complex.